AUGCGCUUCAAUUACUCGGUGGACUUCACUCCCGAGCGCACGCUGGGCAUCCGCUACCCGAACGGCUCCUGGACUGGACUCAUCGGCUCCCUGCAGAGAGACGAGGGCGACUUCGCUCUGGGCUUGAUGAUCCCUACCAACGCCCGCAACAGCAUCGCCAACCCGACUACCGAGGUGUACAUUGACGAGAUUUCCAUUCUGGCCGGAAGAACCCGCACCGAGAGCACGAACGUCUUCUCCUACGUGCUCACCUUCGAUUGGCAGUUCUCCACGGGACUGGACCGCUUCUACGCGCAACAGCAACAGUGGGCUACAGGCAACGGCGCGCAAGGAAGGAAGCGCUUUCACUGCGGUUACUACGUCGAGCGCUUCCUCAGCCAUGCGUGGGAGUACUUCGAAAACCUUCUGGGAAAAGGCUCCUCUGCGCCUCCUGGCCGCCAGUCUGCGCGCGUGGUGACCGCCUUCUGGUGGUUGGCGGUCACCGUGCUAGUGUUCGCGUUCGCCGGCCAGAUGCGCGCCUGCCUGAUGGUCAAGUCCCAAGAGUCCGUGAUCCGCAACAUCCAGGACCUGGCGCGACGCUCUUCCGUGAGGCCCUACACGCUGGCCGGCAGCAUCCUCACCGCCAUGCUCAGGGACUCUCGCAACCCGGCGUACCAGCGGGUGUUCGAACGCAUCAUCCGCUACGGCGGCCAGACUGAGCUGCACCGCAUCUACGGACAGCACAUACUCGAGCAAGUGGUGCGCGGAAAGGCGGUCGUCAUCGCCGACCGAGGGUCAUUCACAUACAAGGUCUCCAGCACGUGCCGCAACUACACGGACGGCGAGUUCUACAUCGCCGAGGAGCCACUGCUCAAGUUCCGCUUCGUCAUGUAUCUCAGCAAGAAGAUGGACACGCGUAUGCAGAGGGGCAUCAACCAGAGGCUGGUGUGGUUGCGAGAGAUGGGCAUCAUGGACCGCUGGAUUGCCCAGAUGCUGGGCAACUGGGACCACUGCCGCCGUGAUGGCAACCGUGUCACGCUGACCUUUGAAGACACCUACGCCAUCUUUGUGAUGUGGGCUCUGCUGGUGACCGCCUCCCUGGCGGCCUUUGGCUUCGAGAAGCUCCGAUACGCCUACGGCGCCCGAAAAAUCCGCCUGCAUUGAGUGCAGACAGAAGCGUGGUGUCUUCAGAUGAUGCAAGUGCUAUCAGAGCAACAAGAUUUU
Messenger RNA from Dermacentor silvarum, 1203 nucleotides. Its product is annotated as probable glutamate receptor. The transcript has 9 exons. The coding region runs from base 1 to 1143 and encodes 380 amino acids. The record is from RefSeq and is a predicted model, not a curated record. NCBI's taxonomy places the organism in Eukaryota, Metazoa, Arthropoda, Arachnida, Ixodida, Ixodidae. Gene Ontology annotation, molecular function: ligand-gated monoatomic ion channel activity. Gene Ontology annotation, cellular component: membrane.